Messenger RNA from Funneliformis geosporum, 160 nucleotides. The record is from the annotation of a GenBank genome assembly. Lineage: Eukaryota; Fungi; Glomeromycota; Glomeromycetes; Glomerales; Glomeraceae.
AUAUUCUGCUUCUUCUGAUUAUGCAUAUUUUGUGAUUUUAGAUUUUCAUUCUUCUGGUGAUAAAAACUAUUAUGAUGAUGGUGUUGAGAGCUCUGGAAUUCAAAUGCAAGACGUAAUUCCUCAUUAUAUUCACUUAAGUGUAGUCUAUCUAAAAAUUUAG